AUGGCCGACAUUUCUUACGGGAGCCUGAAGCGGCACAUGGUGAUCCCUAAACUCGAGCCUAAUGAUCGGUUCCUACCCCGUUCGUCCCUUGAGAAACUGGUGACCGAGGCGUCUGUCACUGAUGCCUUAGAGCAAGAGCAAGAAAACAAUCCCAUGGACAUUCCGAAGCUAGUUGCUUUCAUUUGUGGCAAGCAUGGAGCGAAGAAAAUAUUCGCUAUUCUGGUGUGGACCGAGCAGGUCUCUUUGAUUAAAUGGUUCUACGAGAAUGGAGUUGUAGACGACAUGCUUCCGAUUUAUGAGGACCCAAAAGACUACGUCUACAAGACACUUGGAGGAAGACACUCCAACAAAGACGCCAUCAAAAGACUGAUUAAAACUUCCAGGUGGUCCGCCCAAAGGAUCGACGCCUUUUGCAAUCACGAUCAAUGGCAGUUUCUGGUUCCAGUAUUUCGCGAAAGCCAAUUCAAGUACUCUUUCGACAUACAGUGUCGAAUGCCAUUUCUUCGCAAGCAAACAGAUCCAAAGGACAGCCUUUUCAGUACUGUUGAACAGAUCUGCAUCCACAAAGCUCACUUGGAGCCAGGUUCGAAUACUCAUCUUUCGUUCGACAAGGAAGGUCACCCUUUAGUGGCGAUUAAAUCGUUGAAGGAUCUCAAUCGGAGCAACAUAGAUUUUCAGCGCGCGGCUGACACUGAAGCCGAAGUACUGCAAAUGAUCAGAGACCUGCGUCAUCCUCACCUCAUCCGAGCCAUUGCGUAUUACACUAGGGGCAAUCAACACUUCUUGGUGUUCCCAUGGGCGGCAGGUGGAAAUUUGCGUGAUUUCUGGCAGAAGGAUCCGCCUCGGAAACUUGAUGCAGAUUUCUUGGCCUGGGCCUUCACCCAGCUUUCUGGUCUGGCAUCGGCAAUGGAGAAACUUCACUCAUCAGACCGAAAUUGCCGGCAUGGAGAUCUUAAGCCCGAGAACAUUCUCUGUUUUGAGAACACCAAUCGUGCUGACGCCCUCGUACAGCCUUGGCUUGUCAUAGCAGACGUCGGACUUGCCAGAGACCACAAUCAAGCAACCGAAUUUCGAAUAGGAGCCACCAGCACAUUGAGCGGAACGGUCAUGUAUGAGGCACCAGAGGCUGUCAUACGCAAAGACAAGCCGCGAUCUCGUCGGUACGAUAUUUGGUCCAUUGGAUGUCUCUACUUUGAAUUUCUCAUCUGGAUGUUGUACGGAAAAGACCAGCUUUCUCGCUUUGGACAGGAUAUUACAUCCCCAGAUGGUUCGCGCAAGUUCUUCGAAGUCAUUGGACCUGGGACAGCAAGACUCAAACCACGAGUUCAGAAGUGGAUUGAAUGGAUCAGCGGAGAUCUGCGCUGCUCGGAGACCACAGCCGUCCACCGUCUUUUGCAGCUUAUCCGCCUCAGACUGCUCGUCGUUGACGUAGGCACGGUCAGAGCGUGGACGCCGGGAAGCGCUCGAACCCAAGGCAGAGCAACGAUUCGCGAGGCUGAUGAAGUUACCCCGGGCAUCAUUCGAACUUACACCAACACCGCCGACAUUACAGACGGAUCGGACAUGUCCUCUCGAGCCACUGCACUUGAAAUGGAUGAUACUCUAAAACUUAUCUUGGACGAUGCAACUAGCUCUCGGACGGAGACACAGUGGAUGAAUUGGCAAGCACGCUCACCAGGAGCACCGGGACAGUAUGGGAAUACAUUGGCGCCCUCCGAUUUAGGUAUCCACCGAAGGCCGGGACGUGGAUGA
Colletotrichum aenigma is the source of this 1752-nucleotide messenger RNA. It is a transcript of the gene Ulk3, whose product is annotated as Serine/threonine-protein kinase ULK3. The transcript is spliced from 2 exons. Lineage: Eukaryota; Fungi; Ascomycota; Sordariomycetes; Glomerellales; Glomerellaceae. The record is from RefSeq and is a predicted model, not a curated record. Bases 1 to 1752 code for a protein of 583 amino acids. Gene Ontology annotation, biological process: peptidyl-threonine phosphorylation; peptidyl-serine phosphorylation. Gene Ontology annotation, molecular function: ATP binding; protein serine/threonine kinase activity.